AUGAGGUGGAUUGGAGAGGGUAAUGAUCUAUUAUUCGGAAGGAAGUUUAGAGAAACCAUAGAUUUUUUUUCACAAGAUAUACUAUUGCAAGGUGAUACUGAUGAACAUCAAAUCAUUCAUCAUGAUUUUGCCGAACCAUACACUGAAAUACAUUUCCAUGCUUCAUGCUCUCACUGGAAUGAUUUAUUGCUUAAAAUGGUUUUGAAGUUUCUAUCGAUAUGUAUCAGUGAACGGCUUUUUGGUGUUUGUACACCAGUGUUACAGAUAGUUGAUAAAGAUCUCUUUCUUAAUGAUUGCUUGCCAGCACAUUUGUUUACACCAGUUGCAGCAAUAUAUUUUGGAAAUAUGGUGAACAAUGGCAAAUUUUUAGUGCAUUUUCGCAGAACAUGCCCUAAUGAUCUAAAUAUCAUUUUGCAACAAUCUUUGGUAUUUUCUAAGUUAAUAAAUGAAGAAGUGGAUUAUCCAAUGGUAGUAAAUUUUGAAUACGAUCGUAAUUUAUGUAUUAUUCGCUUCGCAGUUCUUGAUGGUGGUUACGCGUUUAAGAACAAUGAAUUUGAACGAAAGCAUAAUUUUACAAUGCAGAACUGUGUUCCUGGAUCAAUUUAUUCUUUAAAAAUAAAAUUUUGUUCGAUUCGAAGGGUAAUUGUUGAUAUUAUGAAGGUGGAAGAAAAAAAUGAAUAUAAAGUUCGAAUUUUUUUUCGACUUAAUUAUCCUUGUGAAAUUCGAAAGUUCAUGAAAAAACCUGGAUGGAUUAUAUAUUCAGAUGGCGAACGGCACAGAUCAUUCCCUGCAUUUGAUAAAGACUAUAAAGAUAAUUGUUCUGCAAUAAAUGAUAGCCCAAUGAUUUGCAUUGAAUUGACAAAUGAUUCGACUGAAAAGACGUUAUAUGAAAUAAUCAGCAGACUUCAAGCACGAUUGAAACUGCCUAUAGAAUUCGCAAACAUUGAUGUUGAAUUUUUCUCUGUUUCAAAAUAUGCAAAUAUGCCUGUGCGUGUGAUAGGCUGUGAUUAUCGCCGAAUUGCUUGUGAAGAAGAACUUAUAAAAAGUUGUCAAGAAUAUGUGGUUCCGGAACCUAAAAACGUGGAUCCAUGGUGUGUUCAGCAACUUCGUGGGUGUAAUGAAUUUGGAUUGGAAUACCUUAUUGCAGCAUUGUUGUCUCGUGGUGCAAUUGUGAAGGAUCAAAUAUUGAUUUCGGAGAGAGCUCGAGAUAAAUUCAUUGGUCAUAUUGUAUCAAGUUUCAUCGAUGAUAAAUUGCUCACGACUGAAGUAUUAGAAAAGCUCAUUACGUUGGUUGAUGAGAUGAGGGAAACACCUCCAUUACUAAGCACCUUUAAACGACUUCGACAACAGAUUCUUUGCAAGAAAGAUUUGCUUUUCGAAAUAUAUGAAAAAAGUGAACGCGAAGGUUUUCAAAGAGUACGUAAGGCCAUAAUUACUCCUACACGAAUGAUACUUGUGGUUCCUGAACUGUUAAUGGGAAAUCGAGUUUUACGAGAAUUUGACGAAACCGGUGAUGGUGCUCUACGAAUUCAAUUUCGAGAUGACGAUGGAUCACAUUUGAGACGUCAAAAUGCGGGAGAAUAUAUUAUUCAAACAACAGUUCACAAUGCCCUUUUACAUGGAGUCCAUAUUGGCGAACGAAGUUUUGUGUACCUUGCUUCAUCCAAUUCUCAAAUGCGUGACAAUGGGUGUUAUUUCUUUGAUGAUGGUGCGGGUGGACAAGCACAAAAAAUUCGCGAUAGACUUGGAAAAUUUGAUCGCACGAAUAUUCCUAAAUUGAUGUCUCGAAUGGGUCAAUGUUUUACUCAAUCAAAGGCAUGUGGUAUUGAAUUAAAGCGAAAACGCUAUAAUAAGAUACAUGAUAUUAUCGGUGGUAAAAAUUCCGCUGGUGAACCUUAUACAUUUUCUGAUGGAGUAGGAAAAAUAUCACCAGAAUUUGCGGCAAAAAUCUCUCAAGAUAUUGGGCUUAUAGAUUAUGUUCCAAGUUGUUUUCAGUUUCGGCAUCGGGGUUUCAAAGGAAUUUUAUCUGUUGAUCCAGCCUUGCAACGCCGUAAAAAAUGGGCUUUGGAGAAUGGGAUUUGUGAUAACCGUUAUAAGACGAAGAAAAUGAAUGAUCUAGAUGUUAUUUUUCGACCAUCUCAGGACAAAUUUCAUGCCCCUAGGACGGAGAUCAUUGAAGUAGUAAAAUAUGCUUCGCCCACCGCAACGAAUCUUAAUCGUCCUUUUAUCAAUAUUUUGGAUCAAGUGAGCGAAAUGCAAGGGUUUGAUGUUCACAAGCGUGUUACUGACUGUGUGCAUGGCAUGCUGGAUGCACAAUUAGCAGGCCUCGAAAAUAUGUUUUUGAGUGAAGAAAGAUGUCGAAUGCAUUUAAUGGAAUUUCCGUAUCGAAUCGGUAUUCAGAGGUUGUCACAAAGUCGUGGUUUCGCGCUCAUUCAAGAACCUUUUUUUCGUAGUCUUUUAUUAGCAAGCGCCAAAUAUACACUUAAGGUUCAGUUGACUAAAGAACAAAUUUCUAUUCCUGCAAAUCGUGGAAGAUGUAUGUUCGGUAUUCUUGAUGAAACGGGUUUGCUACAAUACGGUCAAGUAUUUGUGCAAUAUACGAACAAUAUUACUUUGAAGACUCCUGGAAAAUACGCAGCAAGAACUAUUGUUCGAGGAAGAGUGCUUGUUACGAAAAGUCCUUCUAUUGUCGCUGGGGAUGUGCGGAUAUUUGAUUCGGUCGAUAUUCCUGAAUUACAUCAUUUAUGUGAUGUUAUUGUGUUUCCUCAGCAUGGUCCUCGUCCACACACAGAUGAAAUGGCUGGUUCUGACUUGGAUGGUGAUGAAUACAUCGUUGUUUGGGAUCCGAGGCUUCAGUUUGAUUAUAAUGAAGCCCCGAUGGAAUAUGAUAAAGCUUCUCGUCUUCCAGAGGAUGUUGACGAUGAGGAAGUGGUGCGAGAAAUGCGACGUUUUUUUGUUGAUUAUAUUAAGCAGGAUUCGAUUGGUUCUAUAUCAAAUGCUUUUUUAGUUAAUUCAGAUUUGUAUGGUAUUACUAGUGAGGUAUGCCGGAGUAUUGCCCAAAAGCACUCACAAUCAGUCGAUUUUCCAAAAACAGGACAACCGCCACAGCCUUUAGUAAAGAUAUGGUCAAAAAUUGAAACAGAUGAUGGGAUUAAAUAUGUACCACCUGAAAGAGCGCAACGAUUUCCUGAUUUUAUGUGUAAGUAUCACGAGCCGAGCUAUGUUUCUCCUCGCCUUGUUGGCGAUAUUUUCAGGCGGAUACAACUGCUUGAUGAGGUAAUGACAGUUGCACUUGCAUCCGAGCAAGUAGCAUAUUCGUUGGAUCCGUUACUGGUUUAUGAUGGUUGGGAAGCAUAUGAGGCACAUGCAACAACAUGUUUCCAUGCUUAUACGGCUCAUUUAAGAGCUUUGUUGGACAAUUAUGGGAUCGACGAUGAAGGUCAGUUGUUCACUGGUUGUUUUAGUAUUAUUCGCAAUCGCAUUAAUGGUCGAGAUGGCGAUGAUAUGUCAUUAUUUAAUACCGGUUUUAUGAUCGAGAUAAAAGUCACCCAAAUAUUCAGGAGUUUUCGACAUGAUUUUUUCCAUGAAUUUGGUGGAUUUAUGCAAAAUACACAAGCUGAGAAACAAGGUCGAGAAGCUAAUUAUGAUAAUGUGGAUCGGCGCUUCUGUAGUAACCCUACCGAAAAAAUGAAGCAAAAAGCUUCAGCCUUUUAUAUCGUUUGUUAUCGAGAAGUGCAAAAUAGCCCAAGGCGGAUUUUAUCUUUUCCUUGGAUAGUUUGGGAUGUGCUUGCUGUUAUUAAGCAGCAUAAUAUGACGCGAAGCGAUCAUAAAUAUAUUUCCUUGGAUCCUCUCAGCGAACGUAUGUCAGAUUUCAUUGAACAAUAUUGUUCGCAAAAUGCUUAUGAUAUGGAAGUAACGAUGAAUACAUUGUCUGAAGGAGACACAGGUCUUCACGCUAUCAAACGUUAUUGCCGUAAAUACGAUGGGUUGGAUAAACUUAUGUUUUUUCUUUGUAAAUGGUCCGAAUUUCAAGAACUCUUGGAGGGUCGUCUCAAACGUGAACAUAUUUGCUUAUUACUAUUACAGUUUGGACUCGGUGCCUUAAGUAGUGAUAACACGCUAGCAGAUGAUUGUCAUUUUUUGGAGAUGACUGAUGAUAUCAUACCUAAUGAUUCUGCUGAAAUCGUCCAUUUAAGUGACAGAAUCGGAGGUCUCGGUCGUUGUUUUAUACAUUUUUUGCGUUAUCUUAGCUCAAGCACAUUUAGAAAAAUAAAAAUGUUAAAUUUUCUCGACCAAAAUUUGGGUUAUUAUUCAAUUUUAUUUCGAGGACAAUGGUUCGAAUUGCAUCGAGCAGCUGUUAAAUCAUUUUAUCGUUUAAUUUUGACCGGUCGAUUUGGAGAUCUGCCUGUGAAUUUAGAGUCCAGUUUACCAGACCUCUCUUACCAGUCUGAUCGAAUAAUCGAAGCUGAACCAUUUACCAUUGAAUUACCUGAAGAUUUGAAAAUUUAUGAUGAAGAUUUGCGUCAAAAAAUGAUUAAAUAUUCUGGCGUUCACCGUUUGCAUUUAAGAAGGAAAUCAGAUUUUAAACACCGAGUUUUUGUAUCAGCAAUGGGCACUAUCGAAGCGAUUUAUCGACUUCAUCUUUUGUUGGCUGUAAAACCUACACUUAACAUAGAAGAGGAUAGUAAAAAAAGAAAUGAUAUGAUGGUGCGGCUAGUAUAUGAGCGAAUUAAAUCUUUGCCAUGA
Messenger RNA from Dracunculus medinensis (Guinea worm), 4746 nucleotides. The record is from the annotation of a GenBank genome assembly. NCBI's taxonomy places the organism in Eukaryota, Metazoa, Nematoda, Chromadorea, Rhabditida, Dracunculidae.